UCUAUCCGAAAAAGACGUUUUCCUAUUCGAACGAAUCUGACAAAGGCCAUAUAUAGUGUUUAUCAGAUGAAUUUACAUCAAGAAGAUGUUAUGGCUUACCUCAUCCGUGAAGAACUCAUCCCUCCAACUCCUGCGGAUCAUCUCCAACCUCCAUACUACAUCAWACAUGUUAAGUUCCGUGGGAUGGAAAUGGUCGAACCUUUAUCCUACGAAAGACUCCAGAACAACCUUAUGACGCAGUACCUCAUAUCUACCGAUGGUCCACAGGUUAUUGAUAGACUCAUGACAGUAUCCUUCAAACAGGAGUACAGAGAUCAACCCGACUGCUCCCAGGAGGUCUUGAAGAGGGGGGUUGCGUUAAGCGGAGCGAUGUUUCGUUUCCUGGGUCCACGUUUGGUGUUGUGGAGUACUCCAAGCCUUACUCGAAAGCUUUCCUGAACACACAGCUAACAAUGGUCCUGGCAGACAAUGGGACUCUUCAUGAUUACCUCUUGGAGCUACAGAGGAACUAUUUUGAUAUGCUUACGAAACUAUGCGAUAAUGAAAAAGAGGCGUUGAGAUAUAUUACAAUAACAGGACAAACGAGAACUAUUCAGCGUCUCAAAGAAAAAGGAUUAAAUGAUCCGCAGGUGCAACAGGAUCUUCAGGGACUGCGAAAUGAAGAUGUCAAAAAAAUGUUAAAAGACGAGUCGGAAACCAAAAUAAGUAAUGUCAUAAAUCAAAAGAAGAUAACUAAGCUUCGUGUAUUGGUUCCCAAAGCAAGAAUGGUAUUCGGUGUAUGUGAUCCUUAUGGAGAACUCGAGUAUGGGGAGGUUUUCUUCCRGCCAACUCUUCYCGAUGACGAAGAGRCUAAUGACUUUUCUAGUGCACGAAGGGUUAUUGUUGGUCAUAAUCCAUGCUACCAUCCAGGAGACAUAAGAGUAUUGAAACUCGCCCAUGAUAAACAGAGGUACGUCCAUUUGUACGACUGUAUCGUGUUCCCUACAAAAGGAAGGCGACCCCACCCCGAUGAAUGUUCCGGUGGAGACCUCGAUGGUGAUAAGUUCUUCGUUAGUUGGGAUGAGGUCCUUAUUCCAGACUGGAUGACAAAUCCUUUUCCAUAUCAUGAAAAACAAGAAGAUCCUUACUGUCCUGUUGGGAAGACCUUGAGAAACAUUUUUCUGCCACUAUCAAAUAUUUUUGGCUCCUUUGGAAGGGCACAUUUUGAAAGAAUUUUUGGCACUGAAGAUGAAGCAAUACGCCGGGAAAAUAUUCGGCAAAGAACAGAAUUGUUGAAUUACUUUGCUAACUUUAACAACAAGCUUGUCUCUCGUAUUGAUGCAAUCUUCAUGAAAUAUGCUUCCAGAUACGGACCAUCAUGCGAAACUUGUGUAACGCUCAAUAAGUACUUCUCAGAUGCUAUAGACAUGGUAGCAAACAACGACGUCAUAGAGAAACAUCUUGAAGAAAUGGAAAAUGCCUACCGAAAGGAAAAAACCGCCCAUGACGCAAAGAAAGGCAAAGAACCUGUUUAUCCAAGGCUAAUCUAUCCAUCUCGAAGGAUCAUGAGGCGAAGAGUGGAAACACAGGAGGGAUUUCUGAGUCAGCUAAGGAUGGAUUGCAGAUCGACUAAAAAAGAAUCGUUCAAAGAAGAUGAUGAUGUGUGGACGAUUAUGGAGAARCAAUCAGAGGAAUUUGUAAAAACAAUGUUAGACAAACUGCAGUUCACUGAAGAAAUAUUGAACAGUAGUUACAUAUACCUCUUCUUAGGUCUCAGAUCGUUUUACAUUAUAAAGACCACUGACUUGAUGGCUUACAUCGUACCUGAUGAGUUUAUCACUCCACCUCCUGCGGAUCAUCUCCAGGAUUUCCAGACUUCAAUCUACAUCAAACAUGUGGAGAUCCGUGGGAAAAUGGUUCGUACUUUCACCUACGAAAGACUCCAGAUCAGCCUUCUAACGGAGUACCUCAUAUCCACCCAUCARGCUGGUCCACAGGUUAUYGAUARACUCAUGACAGUGUCCUUCAAACAGGAGUACAGAGAUCAACCCGACUGCUCCCAGGAGGUCUUGAAGAGGGGGGUUGCGUUAAGCGGAGCGAUGUUUCGUUUCCUGGGACUGUAUCGUGUUCCCUACAAAAGGAAGGCGACCCCACCCCGAUGAAUGUUCCGGUGGAGACCUCGAUGGUGAUAAGUUCUUCGUUAGUUGGGAUAGGCGUCUCAUUCCAGGGUGGAUUACAUACCCUUUUCAUUACGAUGUGAAGGCAWCCCCCGACCUAUCGUCUUUUGUUGGGAAGAUCAUGUCCAGUGUGUUGUCUCCCGUGUCCAAGGGAGUGAGCGCCUUCGGAAGGGCUCAUAUUCCAAGUAUUUUUGGCACUGAGGAGCAAGCAGAACACAAAAGAAAGAUUAGAUGCAGAGAGGAAUUGCUGGAAUAUUUUGCAAAUUUUAACAACGACCUUGUUUCUCGAGUUGAUAGAGUCUUUAUGAAAUAUGCAUCCAGGCAUGGACCUUCAUGUGAAGUCUGCGUGUAUCUCAACAAGUACUUUUCAGACGCUGUUGACAUGGUGGCAAACAAGAAAGCCAUCGAAGGAGAGCUCGAGAGGCUGGAGAGAGAUUUCCACCGAAGACGUGAUGGUAGGCGCUUUGGUCACGCUAAUAACAACACGGGGCUGUGGGAAACCUCUACAAGUUUGCCAUCGACAAACCAAAGCCGUCACAUUGUGAGGCGCCGAGUUCAGCAACCAGUGCAAGAGAGCAGGUUCGUACAGGCUAUAGGCUUUCUGCAACCUCCACCCACAAAAGACCCUUUUAAAGAAGGAGACGACGUGUGGACGACUAUGGAGAGAGAGUCUGAAGAAUUCGUAAAAAGAAUGAAACGCGAAAUAAGAUAAAGUCAAAACUCUUGGUACAUUAAAGUAAAAAAAACACUUGAAA
Messenger RNA from Actinia tenebrosa (Australian red waratah sea anemone), 2911 nucleotides. RefSeq lists its product as uncharacterized. Lineage: Eukaryota; Metazoa; Cnidaria; Anthozoa; Actiniaria; Actiniidae. Gene Ontology annotation, molecular function: RNA-directed RNA polymerase activity. The record is from RefSeq and is a predicted model, not a curated record. Gene Ontology annotation, cellular component: nuclear RNA-directed RNA polymerase complex. Gene Ontology annotation, biological process: siRNA processing.